ACAGGUGCUAAGAAGUGGGGCUCCUCUCUCUCUACAGGACACCCACCCCCACCCCACCCCACCCGUCCCCACCCCCUAUGAGAUGAGUGCAGCCCAAGACCCUGCCCAUGUGGUUGCCACCCAGGCGAGGCUGCGGGGCCGGAGCCAUGGAGAUGGGGGCAGCGGGGCUCUCUGUUCCCGCCAGCACCAGGAGCUUCGGGCCUUUCUCUGCCUUCUGGAGCACAGCUUCCUUCAGGAAUUCCUCUCCAGAGAUCCCUGUUUCCAGAUUUCAGAUAAGUACCUCCUGGCCAUGGUGCUGGUCUACUUCCGGCGCGCCAACCUGAAGCUCAGCGAGUACACCUGCAGCAACCUGUUCUUGGCGCUGUUCCUUGCAAACGACAUGGAGGAGGACCUGGAGGAUGCCAAGUGUGUGAUUUUUCUAUGGGCCCUGGGCAAAAGAUGGCAUAGUCAGGUGGCAGACUUCCUGCGUCAGAGGGACCAGCUGUGGGCAAGGAUGGGCUUCCGGGCUGCCGUGAGCCGCCAGUGCUGUGAGGAGGUCAUGGCCAAGGAGCCGUACCAUUGGGCCUGGACCCGGGAGCGGCGCCCCCACCACGGCGGGGCUCAGAGGAGCUGCCCACAGGCCCAGGCUUCCCUCCCGAGGGGCCCCGGCCUCUCACCACCCUACUGUCCCCUGUGUGGUGUGCCCUCUCUCUGUAGCCGCUGCUGCCACCAGCCCUGCCCCUUGCCUGUCUUACCCACAUGUCCUUCCCCCAACCCCGAGUGGUACUGCCCUCCUUCCCACGCUUGUCUCUCAGUGGCCGAAGACCCCUGGGGUGGGGGCUUCCUCAUGGUCCUGCCCCCGCAGCUGCAUCUGGAGCCAGGCACCUACACGCUCCACAUCCUCCCAAAGCCUCCGUCAGUGCCCUCGGCGCUGACACCCGCAGGGUGAAGAGCAGCCCCCUGCAUGCCCGCCGACCCGACGCUCUGCGGGCCGUGGCCCCUUGGCCUCCUGUCCUGUGGGCCUCAGGCUGCCAGUGCUGCCCCCUGCCCACCCCCUGCCCCCUCCUCCCAAUCUGCAGCUUGUACCCACUCUGAUUCUGUACCCACCCCCACUCCCCCCGCAAUAAACUCGUGUCCGCAGGACACUAGCUGUGCUCAGGCCCUGGCCUAGCUCCUUGACCCAGGGUCGGGGGAGGGAAGGCGCUGGGGUGGGGGGGGGGGUACCAUCAGGUUUAGAUGUCAGUGGUUGAGACCCACGAACACGACAAGGUCUGUGGUAGCUCUUCUCCUUCUCUGUGGUGACCAGUCAUCCCUAGCCUGAGUGUCCCCUCUGUGACCCCACCCACGCAUGAGAUCUACACAGCGUAGGUGGGACUGAACGAGAUGAGGUCUGCGCAGCCCUUGGAGGAGGGCCUGGAGCCAAGUGGCCCAAAAAGAGGCUCAGACGGAAACCCGCUCUGCGCUAGAAAUGCCUGGCGGCCAGGUCUGUUUAGGGGAUGACUUGGGUUUUGCCCUGGGCUGCAAUCAAUACAAUGUAAUUAUUAUAGAACAUCCCCUCCCCAAAAGGAUACUUGUUAAUCAAGGGGUAGGAAAGGCUUUCCA
Messenger RNA from Phyllostomus discolor (pale spear-nosed bat), 1581 nucleotides. RefSeq names its product speedy/RINGO cell cycle regulator family member C (gene SPDYC). Bases 83 to 928 code for a protein of 281 amino acids. Gene Ontology annotation, biological process: positive regulation of cyclin-dependent protein serine/threonine kinase activity. Gene Ontology annotation, molecular function: protein kinase binding. The record is from RefSeq and is a predicted model, not a curated record. The transcript has 6 exons. NCBI's taxonomy places the organism in Eukaryota, Metazoa, Chordata, Mammalia, Chiroptera, Phyllostomidae.